GCUUCCGCCCAGAAUCUUUUGUUGUUGCAUAGGUUGAUUGCGGGCGGUCGGAAACCAAAAUGUGUCCAUAUUUUACAAUGCCGCACGAAACGUUGAUUCUGCUCAACCGAAAUGACUUCGAAGCGCUUUGGGAUGCCUGAUGUGUGACCUGAACUGAGGAAGAUUCCCGCAGAAUUGCGCCAGCCAUGUUAGGCGACGACGGGGGAGGAGCAGAGGAGUUUGCAUGCUCGUGCUGCGAGCGGUCUUUCAGAACCGCGGAGCGGCUAGCGGUGCACAUCAAAGUGCAUCGAGGUGGUCCGGUUCGGCCGUUCCACUGCACCGAGUGCUGCCGGACAUUCACCCGGAGGGACAAGCUGUCGGAGCAUGAGCGCAUGCACAAGCACGGCAAGCAACACUGCUGCGGCGUCUGCUCCAAGGGCUUUAAGACCAGGUGCAGCCUGAUGGAGCACAUGCGCCGACACGAGGGCCUGCGCCCCUACAGCUGCGAGCACUGCCCCAAGCGCUACUUCUCGCGCACGGAGCUCAAGUGCCACGUGCGUACACACACUGGGGAGCGCCCCUUCCAGUGCCGCUUGUGCCCCCUGCGCCUGACCCACCAGGCCGACCUUCUCCGCCACGAGCGCUCCCACGAGGGGGACCGCCCACACAUGUGCCCGAUCUGCGACCGGAGGUUCAGUCGUAGCACCAUCCUGACACGGCACCUUCGGAGGCACACCGGAGAACGACCGUUCAAGUGCACCCUCUGCCCCAACUCCUUCACAAGGGCCUACUUGCUCGAGGAACAUCGCUCUAAUCACCCUGCGCCUAUCUUGUUCACUAAGGAGAUGCAAGCAGAAGAGGGUAAAAAUUGGAGGGUGAGAAAGACGAUCAAUGCGGCGAAAAGGCUGCAGGAAGGGUCUUCCGUGGUACGUGGGUCACCAAAGCGAGGUUCCAAGAAAGGUUCUUUGCGGAAACGGUCUCCGAACGAAGGCUCCAAAAAACCUUUGAAGGUCAUUACGGCAGCUGUCUUCUCGAGAGGUGCCUCUAACGCGACUGUGGUGAACAUGCCAACGAAAAGUUUGCCGCAGGAUGUCUCAGGGAGGGGACUUCCGGGAGGUUCCCUACAAUGUCUUCCACAACAAGGUCUUACAGCAGGCAUCUUAGAAGCUCCUCACAAAGGGAGCUCUCCAGGGGACCUGUCAGGUGUGCCAAAGAAGAGUUUGAUACAGGGUUCUUUGAAAGGUUCUUUGCGCAAACGGUCUCCAAAUGAAGAUCUUCAGAAACUUUUGAAGGUGACUACAGAAGCUGUCCUGGAUGGAUGGGCUUCUGAUGCAACUGUAGCAAGCGUGCCAAUGAAAAUCUUGCCGCUAGGUAUCGCGGAAAAGUGUUUUCCGGAAGCUAGUUCUCCAAAAGGAUUUCUACUAUGUCUUUCACAAGAAGGUUCUACAGAAGUCUACCGAGAAGCUGCUCAUAGAGAGAGCUCUCCAGGGGACCAGUCAAGUGUGCCAAAGAAGGGUUUGCCGCAGUGUACCCCAAAGGAAGCUUUUUUUAGGGGUUCUCCAGCGGAGUGUUUGCUACAAGAGCCAUCUUCGCAAGAGCUCUCCAAAACUAAGUGCUUUCCUGGAGGCAUUUGUCAGACAAAUGUGCCAAAGAAAGGUUCACAAAAGAAAAGUUCCUCAAAGAAGAGUCAUUCAAGAAAAUGUGGUUCUAGGAAGAGUGGUUCAAAGAAAAGAGAGUCAAAGAAAGCCACAUCCAAGAAGAAUGUGCCAAAGAUAUGCGGGACUGAAAACAUCUGGCCAGGAAAGGUCUUGUCCAAGGUUACCCUUCCCAAUGAAGUUCACCCUGAAAAUAUUUUGCCAGAUGACAUCUUGCCAGAGGAAGCUUUGCUUAGAGGAGGCUUGCCUGUGUAUGUGUUUCCUGGGCAAUUUUUGCCUUAAGAUAUAUGUUGGUUGUUUGGCCGCUUGGACAGUUUGUUGGAUGUUUCAUGGACAAUUGUUGGGACAGGUUUUGUUAGAAGAUUAUCUAGAGUGUUUGUUUUUUGUGCAUUGUUCUGCAAUGCCAUGUUUUGCCAAAGAAGUUUUCGCCAGCCAAAGAAAUUUAAACCAACUAUUUUUUUGUACUAAUCACUGUUUUGUGCAUGGCAUUCAUAUGGUUACAGAAUUCUCUAUGCAAAAUUUUUUUGUUUGUUUUUUUGGAGGGGGAAGGGGAGAGUUGCCAAAGAUGCUUGUAACUUUUUUUCAGGGGGCAUCUGGGUAUUUGUAGCACCUCAAAAAUUUUUCAUAGGGUGCUUGUUUCUGAGAACAUCUAAAUCCCACAUUUGGUUUAUUUUAUUUUUCUUUUUUUUUUCUAUUUCAACGUUAGCUCGAGCUUUCAACCAGAUGAAAUGUUUUUCAGAAUGUCGCCUUCCUGCCAAAUAAGAGACCUGGGUACUUACUGUUUGUUGCAUAUUUACACAAAAAUAUAAAGUGCCUGUCAUAUACAAAGGCCUCGAUGUUGUUGACUUUCAUGUUGACGUUAUAUGUGUGCCUUUUGUUCUGCCUUGAAAUACCUUGGAUGGAGGAUUCCGGCCAGUGUGUGCCUUGUGGGUUGGAAAGCAGUCUUGUCAUUUUUGUGAUAUAAAGCUUUUGCCAACAGGUUGA
Ixodes scapularis (black-legged tick) is the source of this 2618-nucleotide messenger RNA. Its product is annotated as zinc finger protein 227. Gene Ontology annotation, biological process: regulation of transcription by RNA polymerase II. Gene Ontology annotation, molecular function: RNA polymerase II cis-regulatory region sequence-specific DNA binding; DNA-binding transcription factor activity. The transcript is spliced from 3 exons. The record is from RefSeq and is a predicted model, not a curated record. Bases 186 to 1916 code for a protein of 576 amino acids. NCBI's taxonomy places the organism in Eukaryota, Metazoa, Arthropoda, Arachnida, Ixodida, Ixodidae.